ACUGAUAAACCGCCAAAGUGGACUUUGACCCUGCAGAUCAGGCGCUGUGUGACAUUUAUGCACCCGUUUGGUGUCACAUAGAAUACAUCUUGCAGGGCCUCAGGAGGCCUACUUGUGGAUUUUGAUACAACAAACCCAACUGAGGAAAUGUCCAACAUCUUUCCAGUGCUCCUUGCACUUCUCGGCUUCCUGUCCCCCGGGCCUGCUGGCUGCAGCAGGAUCCUGGUGGUGCCGGUGGACGGGAGCCACUGGAUCAACAUGGAGGUGAUCCUCAAGGAGCUGCACUCCCGAGGCCACCUCCUCACCGUGCUGCACUCCCCCCACAGCUGGUACAUUCCCACCAAUGCCUCCUUCUACACGUCCAUCACCAUGCCCAUGUUGGAGGACGGCACCAAAAAGAACUACUACAAUAGGAUCCUUGUGGACGUUAUCGAGUGCCGCAAGUCCACCGACUUCCUGAGGACGUUUUGCCAGCAGCGCAUUAUUACAAAAAUGCUGUCAGUGGGUCACGGUCUUCUCGCCGCAGCCGUCGGCAAGAUGUUGGAUGAUCUUGUUUUUGUAAGGAAGCUUCAGGAUGCCAAGUUUGAUCUCAUGUUGACCGACCCAGGCCUGACAGUGGGGGUGCUCCUGGGGAAUUACCUCAAAUUGCCAAUGGUCUUCAACGUACGCUGGAUUAAUAAUGGAGAGAGCCACUUCGUUACGUCCCCUUCCCCACUCUCCUUUGUCCCUGUGUCCGGAAGUGAACUACAUGACCAGAUGGAUUUUCAGGGAAGGCUGAAGAAUAUGCUGCAUUACUUUUAUAGUGUUAUUGAGUUGUACUUUUACAUAAACCCAAAGUACUCGGAUGUCUUCCAGAGGCACUUCCCACCUGGAACAGACUUGCUGUCUUUAGAACGUGCGGCAGAUAUCUGGCUGGUGAGGUCCAAUUUCGUCUUUGAAUUUCCUCGCCCAACAAUGCCUAACGUAGUCUACAUCGGGGGAUUCCAGUGCAAAAAAGCCCGGCCCCUUCCUAUUGAUUUGGAGGCCUUCAUGCAGAGCUCCGGGGAACACGGGGUGGUGGUCAUGUCCUUGGGAACACUGGUCUCUGCUCUGCCUCGAGAGGUCACUGAAGCUAUCGCGGCAGCGUUUGCUCAGCUGCCUCAAAAGGUGAUCUGGAGGAUCAAGGGAGAAAAGCCUUCAUCCUUGGGGAACAACACUCUGUUGGUCGACUGGCUGCCUCAGAACGACCUUCUAGGGCACUCCAAAACACGGGCGUUUGUUGCCCAUGGGGGCACCAAUGGCAUGUAUGAGGCCAUUUACCACGGGGUUCCGGUUGUAGGUUUGCCGCUGCUCUUUGACCAGUUUGAUAACGUCCUCCGGCUGAAGGUACGCGGGGCUGCUCGGGUGCUGGAGGCUAAAUCGCUCACCCAGGAAAGCUUCCUGGAGGCUCUUAAAGACAUUCUGGAAACUCCGUCAUACCGCGACAACAUACGCCGACUCUCUCGUCUCCACCACGACAACCUCAUGUCUCCAUUGGACGUGGCCAUCUUUUGGAUCGAGUACGUCCUCAGGCACCAAGGAGCGCCCCAUUUGCAGCCGGCAUCAUACAGCCUGGCCUGGUACUCCUACCUUUGCCUGGACGUGCUUCUUGUCUUGGCUGCUGUCAUCAUAGCCUUUGUAUGGACCUCCGUCUUUAUCUGUAAGACCUUCUGCUGCCGAAGGUUGAGGAGGAAGAUUAAAUCAGAAUAAUUAGUUAUGUGCCUAGUUAACCUGAGCACCCGUUUUUGUUUAUUGAUGUCGUUGUCAGUAAGUGCAAAUUGAGCAUUUUGCUCAAAAUCUACUGCACAUUGGUACAGAAGACGUACAAGUCAAGGUCUUUGGUGUGUGUGGUGAGAGUGUUAGUGAGUCAUCAUGUUGGAGUUUGUCGAUAACUCAGACUGGCUGCACUUUCAAGGGGGUGAUUGGAUAUGAAUGAAUGACUGGACACAAACAAGCUCUCCCUUUUACACCACGUGGUAAAAAACACUUCCUUAGAGCCAUUGUCUCCAUGCAGUUAUUCUUCCCAUGAAACAAUUUCAAUUGUAUGUUCCUUUCCUGAGGUCCCUAAGCAAAGUUCAUAACAGUUACUAAGAGGUUAUGUCCACAGUCAAAGUCAAUUCGCAUUUUUUUUUAUCCGGCCUAAACAUCUUUCUUAUGUGGAUAUAAAUCCGGUAUGUAUCCGAUGUGACUGCGGUCUGAACAAUCAGGUAGCGUUCAUCCCGUGUGUCCAGUGGCAGAGAAGGGUCACAACAAAUGCAAACAUUACAGCCAUACUUGCCAACCCUCCCGAAUUUUCCGGGAGACUCCCGAAUUUUAGUGCCUCUCCCAAAAAUCUCCCGGGACAACCAUUCUCCCGAAUUUCUCCCGAUUUCCAGCCGGACUUAAGGCACGCCCCCUCCAGGUCCGUGCGGACCUGAGUGAGGACAGCCUGUCGUCACGUCCGCUUGGCCAGACAAAAAGUAACCACAGAACACUAUAUCGUAUAGUGUUCUGUGGUUACUUUUUGGUUGGCCAACGGUUUACGUUGUAUUGCGCACCCUGACGGCAAGUGUGGGAGUCGGUUCUGAAGUAUGAAGUAAAGAGAUGUAACUUCGUCAACUCGCCUGGUUAUUGACUCCAACCCAGAAUAUUACACUGCCCAUACCUACGCUCCUUCAAAGGCUGUGCUACUGGCUGCAAAGCAUUGCACUUUCAAACACAACAAUGAGUAGAGAGGAGUGUUAUGUGUGUGUAUGUGUAAAUAAAGGAACACUGAAAUUCAAGUAUUUAUUUUAUUUAUAUGUAUAUAUAUAUAAUAAAAUACAUAUAUAUAUAUAUAUAGCUAGAAUUCACUGAAAGUCAAGUAUUACAUUUUAUUUAUAUAUAUAUAUAUACGGUAUAUAUAAGAAAUAGUUGAAUUUCAGUGAAUUCUAGCUAUAAAUAAACUCCUCCCCCAUUAACCCCGCCUCCCCGGCCCCGACCUCGCCCACCUCGUGUACUAGGUCGCGUUGUGCCGGCGGACGGAGGGGAGGGGGGUCUUAAACGGUGGCAUUGUGUGUGUGUGGACACGGAUAAGGUUAGGUGUGAUUUACCCUGGAUAACCUUAGCCGGCUUAGUGUAGAAGGGGCCUUAGACAUACUAGAAUUGGAUAGCUGCUAUUGAUUCAAAGCCUGGAGAAUACAAUGACAUGAUAAAAGAGUAUGUUUAAAGGCACCCAGAGAAAACUGAUACAUGCAAACUCCACACAUAGAAAUCCUCAAACUCCUGACUGUGCGACCAACAUGCUAACACCAAUAACACAAUGCAGCCCUGUUAUCAAUUUUUGAUGGAUAAAAUCACAAGGAACAAAAUAAAUGACGAAUGUGUAUAAUAAUAUUAAUAAUAAUAAUAUUCCUUUCAAUAUUACAACUUAAAACAAGAGUACCCAAAAUUUGUACUCAAGUAGGACGACCGUUACUUAAGAGUAAUAUGACUCAAGUAAAAGUAAAAUGUCAUCAAAAUAAUUACUUGAGUAUGAGUAGGUAUUUUGUGAAAAAACUCCUCAAGUAUUGGAUAACUGGUGAGUAACUUUUGAUUUAUUUAGGAGCUGUUUAUUAAUGUUUUUUGAACUCCAACUGUAGAUUGUGUGUGCGUGCAAAACAAAAAUCAUAUACAAUUCACUGAGGCAUGUUUUCUGUAGUCGGAAGUGGAAUUCUUGUAAAUGGUAAAUGGGUUGUACUUGUAUGGCACUUUUCUACCUUUUUUUAAGAAACUCAAAGCUCUUUGACACUAUUUCCACAUUCACCCAGUCACACACACACAUUCACACACUGAUGGCGGGAGCUGCCAUGCACGCUAACCAGGCCCAUCAGGAGCAAGGGUGAAGUGUCUUGCUCAAGGACACAACGGACGUGACUAGGAUGGUAGAAGGUGGGGAUUGAACCAGUAACCCUCAGAUUGCUGGCACGGCCACUCUCCCAACUUUGCCACGCAGUGCAGGCUGAAACUUGAACAUUUCUACUGACAAAGAUGACAGCACAUGUUCUUUUUACUAGUUUGAAAGUAAUCAUUAAAGAUUUAUGCAGCUUUG
Molecule: messenger RNA, 4066 nt
Organism: Nerophis lumbriciformis (worm pipefish)
Lineage: Eukaryota; Metazoa; Chordata; Actinopteri; Syngnathiformes; Syngnathidae
Gene: ugt5g1
Product: UDP glucuronosyltransferase 5 family, polypeptide G1
Molecular function (GO): UDP-glycosyltransferase activity
Source: RefSeq, a predicted model, not a curated record